Molecule: messenger RNA, 888 nt
Organism: Boeremia exigua
Lineage: Eukaryota; Fungi; Ascomycota; Dothideomycetes; Pleosporales; Didymellaceae
Product: carbonic anhydrase
Exons: 2
Coding region: 1-888 (295 amino acids)
Biological process (GO): carbon utilization; cellular response to oxidative stress; cellular response to carbon dioxide
Cellular component (GO): cytoplasm
Molecular function (GO): carbonate dehydratase activity; zinc ion binding
Source: RefSeq, a predicted model, not a curated record
AUGCAGCGCGGACUACCCCACGUUGGCCGAGCUCUUUUUAGGGCGGGGCAUACCUCCAGAGCUUCCAAUUCCUCUUUCAUCUCCAGUCACAGCUCGCCCUCGCAAGCUUCGUUGCUCCGAUCUUCGCCCGCGCAACAACAGCACGUCAGAGCUUUCACCAAAAGUUCCUUCUUCACAAGCAAUUGGUACAAGAAAAUGACUGGCCAGGAGGAUCCCAAGACCACGCAGGAGGUGAAGAAGUACCUCCAGCAAAGCCAUGACCGCAUCUUCGAGAACAACAAGAAGUGGGCCGAGGAGAUGGCAGCGAAGAAGCCCGAGUUCUUCAAGGACCUGGCCGCUGGUCAGUCGCCGGACUAUCUGUGGAUUGGCUGCUCAGACUCACGCAUCCCCGCCGAAGCCCUGACCGGUGUCGACCCUGGCGAGAUGUUCAUCCACCGCAACAUUGCCAACCUCGUCAACAAUAUCGACUUGAACGUCAUGUCGGUCGUCAACUACGCCGUGCGCCAUCUUAAGGUCAAGCACGUCGUCGUGUGCGGUCACUACGGCUGUGGCGGUGUCAAGGCCGCCAUGACACCCCAGGACCUUGGUCUGCUGAACCCGUGGCUGCGCAACAUCCGCGACGUUUACCGUCUGCACCAGGAUGAGCUCGACGCUAUCAAGGACGCGGACGAGAAGUAUGACAGGCUGGUGGAGCUCAACGUCAUCGAGCAGUGCAGGAACGUCAUCAAGACCGCGGCGGUGCAACUCAGCUACGCGCAGAAUGAGUUCCCUAUCGUGCAUGGGUGGGUGUUCGGAUUCAAGGACGGGCUGCUGAAGGAUCUGAAGUUCGACCACGAGGGCGAGCUGAUUGAGAUCCAGAAGAUCUACAACCUGACCGAUCUCUCCUGA